AUGGCAGACACUGAACAACAAGAGCUUAUUGAAGAUUAUGGAAAGAUUAUCAAGGAAUACUAUAAAAAUGAACUGCAACCUAAUCUUUGGUAUCCUAUGUUCUACGACUGUCCUAUCGAACCCGAAGAACGUAAAUACGAGUGGGUUAAACAAAAUGAAGAAAAGUUUUUGAAAAAUACUCCGAACAAAAUGUUGCAAUGUAGAUGGUUUAGUUCUGAAAAGGGUGCCAUAACUGCGUUGGAAUUUUCGCCUAACGGAUAUCAUAUUAUCGUGGGCCAUGCCUCAGGCGCGAUAGAGAUGCGACAUGGCAGUACAGGCGCUGUCCUUUGCACGUUGCGAAAUAUUCAGUUCCCGCCGAAACCCGUCCAUGCUCUGGAAUACAGUCCAUUUGAGGAGAAUAUUUGCUACGCGGCGUGCAUGGACGGAGCCGUGUAUCGGAUCGAGAUCCCCCACAUGGAUACGUCCUUAGUGGACCCGCCUGCGUACUGCAUCCGAGCUGACCCGAUGCUGGAGAGUUUGACCAUGCAGUUCUAUGGAAGCCCCGGAAUUUCCUCGUAUGCUACGCCGUUUAUCGCACAACGAUUUCCGGCGCUCUCCUUGGGACUACUGACAGACUCCUCAAAAAUGGCUGUCGGUUAUGCUGACACGUCCAUCAGAGUCUACGACAUGGAAACUCAGGAGGCUGAAAGCACAUACAAAGUGCACAAGCUACGUCUCCAAUUCAUCCCGAAGAAGUUGCAGAGGAUGCAUUACGGUCAGGUGGUGGCUUUGAGAACCCAUCCUCACAAGCCGUAUAUGUUUGCCAGUGGUGCGUGGGACAAGACUCUCAGAAUCUGGGACGUGAGAUGUCAGGUCGGCUGCGUUAUGACUUUCGAAGGCGUUGACAUUUGCGGCGAUGCUAUUGACCUCAACAGGGACUACUGUCUAGCUGGGAGCUGGAUGCCGACAGAAGCCCUCACCGUAUGGGACCUGACAGCCAGAAAACAGCUGAACAUCAUCAGGGUGCAGAACCGGAGGCAAGACGUCGACGGCGAGUACAUAUACGCUUGUCGGUACUGGCGGUCUUCGGAUUACAAUCGCAAAGGUAAGUAUGCCGUGGUCGGAGGAAGCGGUACAAAUUGCCUGGAAGUGAUCAAUCUACACAACAGAUAUAUCACGUGCUCUUACCCCGCAUCGGGCACCAUUCUGGCCGUCACCAGCUACCAGGAGCGCAUAGCAUUCGGAGGCACUUCCAGCGCCUUCAACAUCGUCGCCUUCUAUGACCCCAAACACCAAAAAGAUAAGUACGAAACCGCCGAACCUGAGUAUGAGUACUCGAAGGCCUCCGGAGACAUCACCCUGUACCAGGACUCAGAAAGCGAGCUGUCAGAUGAGCCACAUACACCAUCAUGCGAUAGUUCCAAGCCCUCAAAAGGAUGCGAGUGAUUUUAUCUCCAGAUUUAAUUGUUAAUGUAUUUAUAAUUUACUUUAAUCAUAGUUAUUGUUAUACUCAAUCUUUUUGUUUCUGUUAAUGAUCAACGUUAAUUAAAUAAAAUACCCAUUCAAAAGCUUUCAACUUAACAUAUAUCAGUAAGUACGUAUAUGACAGAUGUAAAUGAUGAUGAUAGCUGAAAUUACGUCGGCACGCGAACAGCCCAUCAUCCAAACAGUAAUCCGUUUCAAUUUCGUUAAAGAGAUACUCGUGUCCAUUUCGCAUCGUCGUCGCUGCCAGUUCAACGUCGUCAUUGCAAUGAUAAUUUGCAAAGCUUGUUUCAACCGAAUUGGACCGCAACUGCAAUAACCAUAAAACCCGUCCAAAAUACGUGUCGAAAUUCAACGGCGCCAAAUUGAAAUCCUGAAAACAAUUGCACAAGUUUCCACAACAGAAAAACGGGGCUUGGCCAACAUUGAAAAAUUAGAGUCGGCAUUGCGAAUUCAGCCGAGACUACAAUGGCGAACAAGUUGCAAUAGAAUUUAAAUAAAGAAGCGUUCCCUAACAGCGCGAACUCGUGUGCGGGGCGUUGGUGAACUUUCAACUUUUACCCGCUUAUGUAGCGGGAACGUACCUCCGCCCCCCUGCCCCUCCCAUCGCGCGGGUGGAGGGAGCUUUUCCGUACUUGGACCGAAUAUUUACAGCGCAACCUAAAUAUAGCGUGCCGCUGCUCAGCUGGCACGGGCGGGGGCGAGUGGGAGGGUAAACAUACCCCGCCACCCUUCAGUAGCUCGACGGUGUAGAAGGCCAUUCGGGCGCCGGCUUCGGAGGUGAGCGGACAUCUCCUGUAUAAUGCAGAGGUCGUAUGGCGACCAUGACCGUUGGAGUCAGGAGGGGUUGUCGCUCGCUAUAGCGAUAAAGUCAUUCUCAAGGCCAUGGUGUACGAAUUGACGUGACAGGGUCGUAUGAACGGAUGCAUUUACUAUUAGCACUUAAUUUGAAUUGAUGAGAAUGAAUUUUGAACACGUAACUAUUUGGACGUAUACGUUAAUUAUAGCCUACACCUAUUAUAGGAGGAUUUAUUUAUAAAUGGGUCUAUCUCUCUGUAGCUUUAUUCAAUGAAUCAAUGAAUAGAUUUGGAUUCAACGCUAACUAUGAAUCAAAUUCUAUAAGCGUGGCAAAUAAUAU
Messenger RNA from Helicoverpa armigera (cotton bollworm), 2599 nucleotides. RefSeq lists its product as uncharacterized. NCBI's taxonomy places the organism in Eukaryota, Metazoa, Arthropoda, Insecta, Lepidoptera, Noctuidae. The record is from RefSeq and is a predicted model, not a curated record. The transcript is spliced from 8 exons. Gene Ontology annotation, molecular function: protein binding. The coding region runs from base 1 to 1425 and encodes 474 amino acids.